Molecule: messenger RNA, 366 nt
Organism: Salvelinus sp. IW2-2015
Lineage: Eukaryota; Metazoa; Chordata; Actinopteri; Salmoniformes; Salmonidae
Source: RefSeq, a predicted model, not a curated record
AUGGAUAAGAAAACACAGUGCUGUAGUCAUGGCAUUACACCAAUCCAGGCUUCAUCCGUCAACCUGCCCCGCUUCAUUGGCUGUGCUGCGGAGUUUACUUUCCAGGCCAGGAAACCAGGCUGUGGCGGGCUGCACAUCACCACGGACACCUGCUGGGGGCGCUGUGAGACCUGGGACAAGCCUGUCCUGGACCCUCCCUACAUGUCCUACCAUCGUGUGUGUACCUGCAACAAGACACACCUGGUGACGGUGCAGCUGCCUAACUGCUCAGCCAACAUGGACCCCAUGUAUACCUACCCUGUAGCCCUGAGGUGUGACUGUGGAGCGUGUCUGACCAGCACCACUGAGUGUAUCACCUAUGUCUGA